This is a messenger RNA of Brachypodium distachyon (stiff brome), 708 nucleotides long. RefSeq names its product angiomotin-like. NCBI's taxonomy places the organism in Eukaryota, Viridiplantae, Streptophyta, Magnoliopsida, Poales, Poaceae. The transcript is spliced from 3 exons. Bases 1 to 708 code for a protein of 235 amino acids. The record is from RefSeq and is a predicted model, not a curated record.
AUGGCGGAGGAGCCGAAGGCAGCCCCCGCACCAAGCCUUGCAGCACCGGCCGCGGCGGCCGCGGCGACCACCGCCGCCACCAGAACGACGUCCCUCGACGUGCCAGUGGCCGCAGACUACGCCGGCGCGAAUUCUUCUGCUACCCAGCAGGAGGCGGUCCCGGCCCGGGGCGCGGCAACCCCACCAGCCCCGCAGCCCCCAGGCGCGGGUGAGGAGGAGGUUGUGGAGGAGGAGCAGCCGCAUGCUCCACCGCAAGCAGACGACCCCCCGCCCAGCCAUACGGCUUGGAUCGACGAGAAGUGCGAGCUGAUCAGCAACUACCUCGGCGAGAUCCAAGGCCUGCGCGUCAAGCUGGAGGUGCAGACCAAGGCCACCGAAAGUGCGCUGACCGCGGCAGCCCGGCACGAGAUCCAGCUCAACGCCGCCAAGGACAAGGCGGCCCGGCUCGAAACCGAGCCGGCCGCUGUCCCAGAGGAGUUCACCAAGGCCGGCUCAAGUGCGCCCGCUCCAGAUGCGGGCGCGACGGCGGUUGAUCUUGGCUCCAACGCCGAGAUCACGGGGAUGGCAGAGGAGCCGGAGGCAGUCCCCACGCCAGGCCCUGAUGUGCCGGCCGCCGCGGCAACGGCAACCCCCGCCGCCACCGGGACGGCGUCCGGCGACGCACCAGCGGCAACGGGCACCGCUGGCGCGGACUCUUCUGCCGCCUAG